This is a messenger RNA of Sinocyclocheilus grahami, 1136 nucleotides long. Its product is annotated as toll/interleukin-1 receptor domain-containing adapter protein-like. The record is from RefSeq and is a predicted model, not a curated record. Gene Ontology annotation, biological process: positive regulation of chemokine (C-X-C motif) ligand 2 production; toll-like receptor 4 signaling pathway; positive regulation of tumor necrosis factor production. NCBI's taxonomy places the organism in Eukaryota, Metazoa, Chordata, Actinopteri, Cypriniformes, Cyprinidae. The transcript has 5 exons. Bases 90 to 1121 code for a protein of 343 amino acids. Gene Ontology annotation, molecular function: Toll-like receptor 2 binding; Toll-like receptor 4 binding. Gene Ontology annotation, cellular component: plasma membrane; cytoplasm.
AUCUUUUGCACUCCAGCAGUGCCCUCAGACGACCUGCACUCUCUUUUCAUCUUAAAACAACUUUUAUAUCCUUGAAAGGAUGGAGAAGAAUGGAGGAAAACCACAUGAGCAGCAUUAUGGGCUGGUUUCGUCAGCGCUUUGGAAAACAAAGAAAUGAUUUGGACCAAGUCCAACCAGGUAAAUGUUCUCAGACGUGCUCCUCCGGACACUCCUCCAUCUCAGCCAAGCCGUCAGCCUCAGAUCAGCCUCUGCCCUCCGUGCUCUCCUCCCCCUACCGCUCCUCUCUCAGAUAUGAUGUUUUCGUGUGUCACAACGAUGAGGACAGUGAUCUAGCACAGAGUCUGGCCUCGUUCCUAGAGGCCCCGUCUAGCGGCCUGCGAUGUUACCUGCACGAGCGGGACUGUCCCGCAGGAGGCGCUGUGUCCACUGAGCUGCUGCAGGCCGUGCAGGACAGUCACUGCUGGCUGUUACUCGUCACUCCAAACUUCGUGAAGGAUGACUGGUGCUUGUAUCAGAUGCACCAGGUCCUGUCUGAAGGGCCCAUGUCACAGAGGAUCAUCCCGGCUGUAGUAAACAUCAGCUCCUCCUCUUCCUCCAUCUCAGCCAAGCCGUCAGCCUCAGAUCAGCCUCUGCCCUCCGUGCUCUCCUCCCCCUACCGCUCCUCUCUCAGAUAUGAUGUUUUCGUGUGUCACAACGAUGAGGACAGUGAUCUAGCACAGAGUCUGGCCUCGUUCCUAGAGGCCCCGUCUAGCGGCCUGCGAUGUUACCUGCACGAGCGGGACUGUCCCGCAGGAGGCGCUGUGUCCACUGAGCUGCUGCAGGCCGUGCAGGACAGUCACUGCUGGCUGUUACUCGUCACUCCAAACUUCGUGAAGGAUGACUGGUGCUUGUAUCAGAUGCACCAGGUCCUGUCUGAAGGGCCCAUGUCACAGAGGAUCAUCCCGGCUGUAGUAAACAUGCCCAGAUCACAGCUCCCGCUCGAACUGCGCUUCCUUUUUACUGUGGAUCUGAACACGAAUAAAGAGUUCGGCUACACUCUAGUCUACAAGACGGUACUUCAUUAUUUGAAGGACAUGUCUGAGAAGGAAAAGCCCAGUAGUGCAUCUCAGUCUGACGGCUGAGAACAGAAUUCCAAC